CACUUUAGGCGGCAUAUCUGAAGUGAUGUUGUGAUUCUAGUUUUCAAGUGUCAAAAGUAACAAGUUUUUAUUAAAUGAGGUGUGAUAGUAAGUUGUUCGUCUGCAUGACUUCUUCUUUGAGGGAAACACGUGUUAUUUCCGUAAUUAUAUGCAGAUAGGAAGUCAAGGGAAAAAAGUGAACCAGUAGAGAAGAAGCAAAAGAAAUUUUAAGAUUUUUGUGUAUGAAGUUAGACUUGUAAAGAAUGGCUCAAGUUAAGAUCUCCAAUUUAGUGCAACAGAAUGGGCCCAGACCUUUGCCUAGAAAAAGCAAAAUGUUACGAAAUACACAGGAUACAGAUGGAAGCAAUGGACAUAGACUGAGAGUGGGAAAUGCUCAAGGUGCAAGAUUUAACUCACAUUUAUUACAGAGAUCUUCAGACAAUAGAGGUUUACCAGAAGGAAUUGCCCUUGUCAAAUCCUUUGAUGAAACUCCCAUCACUGUGAUAAAUAAAUCUUUUAGUCAGCUUCUUGAAGAGAAACUAUCUGACGCAUUACCGGCAAAUACUGCUUCUUCACAACUUAGCAAACCGAAGAAGUCUUUCCUGAAGAAGGGCGAAGGGUUGGCAAAAUUUCGGCCAAAGCAAUCAUCUUGCCCCAGUUCUGUGCCAAAGUGCUCAGUAGUUGAUUGUCAUGUACAAAAUAAGAACAAAAAUGAUGUGAUAAAAAAUGUUACAGGAGAUCAUGAACAACGAAUUGUAAAAACCUUCUUACGUAAGGGUUCUGGUUUGAAAAGAUUUCAUUUGAAACCUAUUACAGGCAGCAGAAAGAAUUUGUAUCGAAGUAGAAAAAAUCGUAACCUUGAAGCAAAUAAUUGUAGUGAACGCACAAAUUGGAAUCCAAAUUCUAACAAUAUUUCUGCUAAAACAUUGGGACAGGUCACAACAGAUAAGGAUACACAGCAGGCGGAUCAUCAGUUAGACACCCAUCAAGCUGUUAAUGGAUAUUCGUCUGAAGGAACUGAGAGGGAGUAUGAUGGAACAUCUUUCACUCUGAUGCAGGAGGAUAAAAUCCAGGAUGAAUUUGAAGAACUACGUACAUUUGAGCUGUUAGAGCAGCAAGCAGCAAACUCAAGCUUUUCUUCCAAUUGUUCCUUUGUUGGCCGUAUUCUGCAGAUUUCUACUCAAUCAAGUUUCAAUGUGAAUUGUUAUGGUACAGAGGAACUGGAGUCACAUGCAAAUUUUAUCCCAGUGAAUCCAGUUCAAAACACAUCUUCUGCAGUGAACACAGGUAUUAUUAAACAAUAUCCUGAAUUACAAGACCCACUGCAUUGCACUAAACAACAAAUAAGUGAUGUUGCCAGAAAGAUCACUCUCCUUCAGGAAGAUAUGUUCAAAUUCAGUGAUGACCAUAAGGAUAUUGCAGAUGAUAAAACAGUUGAGCAGAAUAGUUGUUCUGAGGUUGCCAAUUUCAUUCAAAGAAUUUCUCACCCCCAGAAAUGUGUGGAGUUAAAAGAUUGUAAUGAGAUUGAAACUGAUGAAGAAUCUAUUAGGGAAGAGAAUUCUUUAACAUCAAAUAUCCUUCAUAGAGAUUUGCAAGAACAGAUUAGAAAAGUCCUAAUAGAUGAUUUCAAGGAAAGGAAACACUAUAACUCAGAUACAGAAUGUAGUAUCCUUAGUGAAACAAUGUGUGUAAGCAUUGCAGAAGAUCCACACACACAUUCAGAGAGAGAGCAGACUAUGUUUUGUGCUCAGAAAAACUCGCAUAGUAAUUUUGAAAGUGACAAGUGGGAAAGCAACAAAUAUAGUCCUGUAAAACAGGAGGCUUAUGAAGCAGUUGCUAGUUCAAACAAGCGAGUGACACCUUUACCUGAUUGUACACCUUCAUCAGCGCAGUUUGGGAAAGACUAUCAACAUACCAGUGAUAGAUACACACAUCAGCCAGGUGAUUCAGAAGAUCUUAAUCUCUUGAAGAGCGAUCUCCUUCACAAAAGGCUCACUGAGCUUGAUGCAGAAAUAAGUAUUUAUAAUGAAGAAAAACUUAAAUUGUGUGCACUCAGAAAAGAAUAUGAAAUAAUUAUUCAGGAGCUGCUCAGUGAAAAAGAAACACUGAAAAGCCUCAUAGAUAAAGAAAGAGCUGCAAUAAACAUAGAAAGAGAAGAAAUUGCAGAGGAAAAAUGUCGUCUUGAGCAGUACGAGAGUGAAUUAAUGAAAGAGAAGCAUGUUCUGGAAGGCUUAAAACAGCUAGCAGAAUUACACCAAACUAUGGAAGAGAGGGAGCAUCAAAUACAGUCAGAGCAUCUGAGGAGUCAGUACAUUAUUAAAUGUCUGCAGAGAGAAAAUAGUGAACUAAAAGAAGAAAUUUGUAAAUUGAAGAAUAAUGGAAAUUUAUGUAAGAAAUCGAGGUUAUCUGUCAAUCGGCCCAAAAGUGGAGAUAAAAUGAAAUUCGUCUGUGCCAUACCAAAUCAAGUGAAUGACUUGAAGAAGCAAGAUUUGGAGACUCCAUUACAGAUUUGUGACAUUGUGCCAAAACGGUGUAUUCCUUUAGCUGCUCAUGAGAAUCCAACUGAAGCCAGUCUUAGAAAAACAUUAAAAGGGAAAAGAGAAGAGUCAUCGGUUGACAUAUAUAAUGGAGAUAAGAAAUUAUUUCCUGAGUCAGCGAAAUAUGGAAGUAAUAAAACUAAAGUUAUUACUGCUGUGCCAUAUCAGACGAGAGAUCUUGAAAAUGAGGAUGGUUGUAAUUCUUUAGUAAUUCAUGAAGUUGUGCCAAGGAAACCACUCCCUUCAGCUGUUGAAGAGGAAACUGAAUUCAAGAACACGCAGACAUUUUGUGAAAGUAUGCCACUACUGACUUCGGAAAAAGGCAAUGUAGAUGUUCACAUCAGUCUAAUAAAUGCUGAAAACUGUAGUGCCAAAUUGGUUGAUUCUGUACCCAGUAAAAUGAAGGAUUGUGAGAGUGGAGAGCUGCAGCAGCCUUUGGAUGUCUGUAGCAUUGCACCACAGCAUUUUGUCCCUUCAAAGACAGUAAAGGAUGCACCCAAGGCUGAAAUACCAAGUGCACAAAAUGUGAUACUAACAGUUCCAGCUAAUGGAAACAUAAUUAAUUCUUCACUAAACAAAACACAUACAGAAAAAAAUAAUCAUGUUCAGAGUAAUAACAUUCAGGAGAGUGAUGAUGUUAAAAAGAAAACUCCUGAAAAUGGGAACAUUACCGAUUUUGAUGAUGCUGGUAUUAAUUCACUUCCACAACAUGAUUUUGUUCAUUAUGCAGCACAAGAUAGCAAUGUCAGUACUGGGGAAAUCAAUGAGUAUAUAAACAUUUUAGAUGACAACACUUUGAUUACCAGAAAAAUUAUUCCCAGCAAGUUGCACAGUGCAGAUCAGAAUGUUGAUUCAGAUAUGAUUUCUAAUGACCGUGUAACUCACAUUAAAACACAUCCAGAUGGAAGGAAAGAAAUUUGGUACAACAAUGGAUGUGUGUGCAAAAUAUCAAGUGAUGGAAUGAGUGAAAAAAUAAUAUACUAUAAUGGUGAUGUGCUUGAGAGAUGCCUGAAAAGUCAAACUGAAAAAUACUAUUUUUGUAAGAGUAAAAUAUGGUGCACAACAUAUGAAGACAAAACACAACUGGUGGAAUUUUCAAAUGGACAGACAGAACUAAAAAAGCCAGAUGGUACAAUAAAAACAAAUUACAUAAAUGGUGCAGCACAAACGGUAUUUCCAGAUGGUCAUGUAGAGUGGGUCCUGAAUGAUGGAAGACAGUGUAUAAUUGAUCAGAAUGGCGAAAAAACCUGGUACUUCCCUAACGGACAAAAGGAAAUCCACACCAAAGACCACAAGAGACGGGAGUACCCAGAUGGAACAAUCAAAUAUGUUUUCCCUGAUGGUAGUAUGAAAACAAAAUAUGCAAAUGGCCGCAUUCGGGUAAAAGAUAAACAUGGAAAACUUAUAAUGGAUUCAGACUUGCAGUAAGAUAAAGUUAAUGACACUGGUAUUUAUUUAUGUUACAAUAACUACUGGAAAGUUGCUUUGUAACUUGUGUAAAAAAAAUCUGUAUAUAAUUAUGAUCAAGGCAUAUGACAAAAAGAGGAAAAGCAGUAAAAAAUGUUAAAUGCAACA
Molecule: messenger RNA, 4091 nt
Organism: Schistocerca piceifrons (Central American locust)
Lineage: Eukaryota; Metazoa; Arthropoda; Insecta; Orthoptera; Acrididae
Gene: Sas-4
Product: centromere protein J
Exons: 12
Coding region: 243-3944 (1233 amino acids)
Biological process (GO): centriole elongation; cilium assembly
Cellular component (GO): centriole; nucleus; centrosome
Molecular function (GO): tubulin binding
Source: RefSeq, a predicted model, not a curated record